Symbiodinium pilosum is the source of this 957-nucleotide messenger RNA. NCBI's taxonomy places the organism in Eukaryota, Dinophyceae, Suessiales, Symbiodiniaceae. The record is from the annotation of a GenBank genome assembly.
AUGGCCUCUUCCUCGUUUCCCGUGGGUACGGCCGUCAAGUUCUGGGUGCCAAAUCUGGGUGCUCGUGUGCCAGUGGAUCUUUCCACUGGACUCCCAGAUUACUCGGAGUAUGUCAGGAGUGGCUUGUGGGUGCAGCGCCGGAGGCUUCGCGUUUGCGAUGGGACCGGCCUCACCGCGUAUAUGCCCGAGGGAGACAGAUCGUGGCCAGAUACUUUCCCUGUGUCAAAUAUGAAGAUCUACCAGACAUACUGCCACAUGGAGGGCGUGACACAGGAGAAAGUUCUGAACCCGCUCAACGCCUUGGAGAUUCUUGAGGGGCAGGUGGCGCUGGUUCACCACAUCAUGGCCUUCGAAGAGGCCAAUCCAGCAGUCCACGUUUUGUCCCCGCGCCAGAAAUGGAAAGCCACCUUUUUGGCCUAUUUCUUGGGGGCAGUGAGCCAAGGCCAGCUCACCAUUAUGAAGCAGUUAGGCGAUGAGGCAUAUGCGGCCUCUCUCGCCGACCAGAACUGCUGGCAGGUCCGGACAAGCAAGCGCUUGACCUACCUGCUUCGUCAUAGCAAGCAGACUAGCCUUGGCCGCCGCAACGAUGCUCUCUUUGAGAACAUCGACCGUGACCUCCAGGCUUUUCGCUGGGCACCUCACAAGAUUUUGGGAUUCCUUCUUGGGAAUACCAAGUCGAGGUUCACGGUCCAUGUGCAGCUUCGUCGUUUGGACUACGAUGAUGAAGGCCAGUCCAGCCGCUUGGCCAUUCAUAUGGUCUAUGCUGGGGGCUCGGAGGCGCCGAAGCAUGGGACGCACAUCCAGUAUGGCAAGUACAUUUUCUACUGCAAUGUGAAGUAUGAGGAGCUCCUUGAUGAAGGAGGCGCUCUCUUCCUUGCAGACAACGGGGUCGUUUUGAGCUACAACACGAUCCCCGCGAAGUACUUGACGUUCCACACGCGGCCCCCGCACGAGAAG